CUUAAUAAUUCUGAAUGUAAACGUCAGAGAUUUGUUCUGUAGUAAACGUGGUGGUCAAGCAGAAGAUGGAAUAAGAAUCAUACAGCUGUUUGCAAAAAUGAGUCAAGCACCUAGCAAUUUAGCAUCGUUGUUUGCCGAAUUAAAUCGAUCGGGACAAAAUGGCGAAUACGAUCGAGCUUUGAAAACUGUAAACAAAAUUCUUCAAGAAGUUCCAGAUGAUGAUAAAGCUCUUCAUUGCAAAGUUGUGUGUUUAAUUCAUUUGUCAGAUUUUGAAAAUGCUUAUAACAUAUUGGAAAAGCAUUCUACACUUAGUGAGCUACAAUUUGAAAAGGCCUACUGUUUAUAUCGAUUGAAUAGAAUUCAAGAAGCUUGGUCUAUUUUACAAAAUUCAUCACAAAGCAAUGAUAAAUUAAAAGAACUUUCUGCUCAAGUGGCGAUGGACCCAUCUUGGCGAAUAACAGUUGCAGAUUCUCUUUUGAAUGUGACAGAAUAUCCAUGUUCUGUAAUUUUAGAUACAGAUAUCAAGUUGUUUCUCAAAUCUGGAACAGCUAUCACGUCUUGUAGCUUAAUUGUAUUUUUGGUGUUGUUGACACGCACGCUUAUAUUAAUUGUUCCAGUUCCAACGGAUCUUAAUGCAUCUUUUCCUGCAGUUUGUUUCGGUAUGUCGUCUCUGGACUCGAUGGCAAUUCGAAAUGUCUCGUAUUCAUCGAGCAAUGAAUUUAGUAACAUUAUAGAUAAACUUUGUAAAAAAUCCCUUGAAGAUGAUGAUGUACCAGAAGAAGAAAUUGAGUCAGAACUUGGAGUUAUUCGGACUCAAAUGGGAUAUGCUUUGCAAAUGAAAGGAAAAGUAGAUCAGGCUUUAAAAUUGUAUAAUCAAGUAUUAAAACAAAGACCCACUGAUAUUGCUCUUGCUGCUGUGGCUUCUAAUAAUGUUGUAACAAUAAACAAAGAUCAAAAUGUUUUUGAUUCAAAAAAGAAAAUGAAGACAGCCACAUUAGAUGGUUUAGAGUAUAAACUGAAUUCCAGUCAAUGCCAUACAAUCGCAAUUAAUCAUUGUCUGUUGCUUCUUCAUACAAAUCAACUAGAACAGUGUAAACGACAACUCCAGCUUUUAGAAAAGAACUUUAAACAGAAAUCAGUAGAUGCUACACUUAUACAUGUUGCCUUAUUAUGUCGUGAAAAACAGGUUCACAAGGCAGUUGCUCUUUUAAAAGAUUUUGCUGCCACUAAUCCAGAACAAUCCUUGACAAUAUCAUUCACUUUGGCACAAUUGCUACUGACUCAGGGCCAUGUCAGUCAGGCUUGUGACAUACUACGUUCUCUGGGUGAAAUUUCUCAUAAACCUGGAGUGGUGUCAGCAUUAGUCACAUUAUAUUUAAGCCUGGAAGAUAGAGAUACUGCUAUUAAUGUUUUCAAAGAAUCUAUUAAUUGGUACAAGAAAAAUAAUUUACAGAGCCAAGAAAUGACUAUUUUAAGUCAACAAUAUGCUGAAUUUUUAUUAAAGUGUGGACAACCAGAAGGAGCAGCAAUGUUGUUAGAAGAAAUGAGAAAGUAUGUUUCUUUUAAUAGAAAAUUACCAAAAUCAUAUGAUCCAAAUGUUGAUCCAGAUCCAGAACGGUGGCUUCCAAAACGAGAACGGGCAGCAUUCAAACGCCGCAAAGACAGGAGGGGAGGAGGUGUUGGUAAAGGUACUCAGGGAACUGUUGCUGGAAGUGGUGAUAUGGAUCUUUCCAAACCCGUGGUUACAACACGUACUACCACCACUACUACCACAACACCUACUGUACCAGUUUCUCCUAAUCCUCAUGGACCACGCCAACAAAGACCACAACCUGUUCAGAAGAAAAAGAAGAAAAAAGUAAUGCAGGAUUUUGCUGCCACUAAUCCAGAACAAUCCUUGACAAUAUCAUUCACUUUGGCACAAUUGCUACUGACUCAGGGCCAUGUCAGUCAGGCUUGUGACAUACUACGUUCUCUGGGUGAAAUUUCUCAUAAACCUGGAGUGGUGUCAGCAUUAGUCACAUUAUAUUUAAGCCUGGAAGAUAGAGAUACUGCUAUUAAUGUUUUCAAAGAAUCUAUUAAUUGGUACAAGAAAAAUAAUUUACAGAGCCAAGAAAUGACUAUUUUAAGUCAACAAUAUGCUGAAUUUUUAUUAAAGUGUGGACAACCAGAAGGAGCAGCAAUGUUGUUAGAAGAAAUGAGAAAGUCAGAUCCUCAUAAUGCUAAGAUUUUAGCUCGUUUAAUUUCAGCUUAUUCUCAGUUUGAUCCCAUUAAAGCAAAAGAAGUUAGUCAUGAAUUGCCAUCAUUGGGUGAUGUGUCUGAUUCAGUUUCUGUUGACAAUUUAGAGACAACCAGCUGGAGUAUGGGUACAAAAUAUGUAAAAAAAUCUGGUAAAAGUGAACCUUCACCAACAGUAAAGACAACUGCAGCAGAAGGUUUAGUUAAGAAGAAAAGGAAAAAGAAAAAAGGAAAAUUACCAAAAUCAUAUGAUCCAAAUGUUGAUCCAGAUCCAGAACGGUGGCUUCCAAAACGAGAACGGGCAGCAUUCAAACGCCGCAAAGACAGGAGGGGAGGAGGUGUUGGUAAAGGUACUCAGGGAACUGUUGCUGGAAGUGGUGAUAUGGAUCUUUCCAAACCCGUGGUUACAACACGUACUACCACCACUACUACCACAACACCUACUGUACCAGUUUCUCCUAAUCCUCAUGGACCACGCCAACAAAGACCACAACCUGUUCAGAAGAAAAAGAAGAAAAAAGGUCGUUGGUAAAAAGAAAACAAAUUAAAUAUAUCUUGAAGUGUAAAUCCAUUGUUCUAUUAAAAUAAUUUUUAACACAAAA
Messenger RNA from Centruroides sculpturatus (bark scorpion), 2840 nucleotides. RefSeq names its product signal recognition particle subunit SRP72-like. Gene Ontology annotation, cellular component: signal recognition particle, endoplasmic reticulum targeting. The record is from RefSeq and is a predicted model, not a curated record. Bases 98 to 2770 code for a protein of 890 amino acids. The transcript has 23 exons. Gene Ontology annotation, molecular function: protein binding; ribosome binding; 7S RNA binding. Gene Ontology annotation, biological process: SRP-dependent cotranslational protein targeting to membrane. Lineage: Eukaryota; Metazoa; Arthropoda; Arachnida; Scorpiones; Buthidae.